CAGCAGUCCACGGAAGUCCUGUCUUGCAUAGUGAGUUGAUCGCUGCAGCAAGAAUAAGGAAGUCAGUAUACCACGUCGAGAUAAUAUGGAUGACACUGGAGGAGACAUGCAUUUCACGGAAGGCAGUUCAAGUGCUAUUACUCCAGUUCUAAGAAUAAGUCAGCUUGAUGCUUUUGAGUUGGAUACAGCUUUAGAACAGCUUGUUUGGUCACAGUUCACCCAGUGUUUUCAGCAUUUUAAACCUGGACAGUUAACCCACUUUGAACCAGAGCUAAAAGCAUUUCUACAGCUUCUUUUGUGGAGAUUUACCAUUUAUUCCCAGAGUGCCACCGUUGGACAAUCUCUUCUGAGCAUCAGAUACAAGAAUGACCUAUCUCAAGCUCAAAAGUACCAACCAAUGAGCCGACAACAGAAAUUGUGGUAUGCUCUGUGCACAAUUGGAGAAAAGUGGCUGCAAGAGAGGUCUCAUGACUUAUUCACAAACCGACCAACAGAGUCUGCAUUUCACAAAGCAAAAUAUUUAAUAGGUAUAAUAUCUGGCCUUACAAAAGUUGCAAGUCUGUUGAAUUUUCUUAUCUUUCUUCAAAAAGGAAGAUUUCCCACAUUGGCAGAACGAUUUCUUGGAAUCCGAGCAGUUUUUAGUAGACCUCAGGGCAUCCGUCAAGUUGGAUUUGAAUAUAUGAAUAGAGAAUUGUUAUGGCAUGGUUUUGCUGAAUUUCUGAUUUUUCUUUUCCCGCUUAUCAACACAAGAAAGCUGAAGUCAAGAUUAUGCGCUUGGUUUUCCCCCCUUGACGGUUUCAAGAUCAGUGAUGCCACACUAGCCAGGCAAUGCAGAGAGUGUGCUCUGUGUGGUGAAUGGCCAACCUUGCCACACACCAUCGGCUGUGAUCAUGUUUUUUGUUAUUACUGUAUUAAAAGCUGUUCCAUAUCUGACGUAUACUUUGCAUGUCCUAAGUGUGCUUUGGAGGUUCAGAAAGUUGAACCUGUGAAACUACAGAUUGAAAUGACAGACUUCAACAAAAGCUAAUGGAGCAGACACAGUGAAUGUAUGAGGUGUCAUGAAAAAUUGUAUAUACCAUACUGUAGAUUCUUCUAAGGACUUGAAUUUAAACUAUAUUGGGACAUCACUCUUUCAGUGGACAAUAAUGAUUAUUACAGACAAAGGUAAUUGCAUUUAAAAAAAAAAAAAGUUGUAGUGUAAUCCUGAUAAUUGCACUUAUGUAAUGUUCCUUGUUCUGUAAUAGUGGAACUCCCUCGUUCAAAUAAUGCCCUCGACUGCCAGUCUGGCUUUAUUGACACUUGAGUCCUUGAAACAGGCAACAGCAAGGCCAUUAUCCAUUAAUUAAAGUUGUUCAUUAACAUAUGAAUAACAACUUGGCAUGUUAAGUUGCUCAGUGUAAUUCUUAUCAAACAUUUUUGUCUGCUCACUCAGAUGAAAACUGCUCAGGCAGAGCAGAACUGAGCACAACAGUUAUCUAACACACUCACUGUUGCCUUUUAAAAUAGAUCAGUUUUAGUUCACAAUAAAAAGCCAUUAUCUUUGCUUCUCUUAUUUGAGUAGUAGACAGGUAUUUAUUAUCAUUUGCAGAUUUAUCAAUUGAUUUUAUCUAUAUUGUAUACAAAAUACAUUUUUCGCAUUGUACAAUUUCAUAAUUCAUGCCAGUGGGUUUAUUUAGAUCAAACACACCCAGUGACAGCAGGGCGCGGAUCUUAUUGGCGGGCAUCUCUGUGCUUAUCUCCACGCAGCUUCUCGAGGCAGUUGUGAAUUGUAACAAUCUUGUAUAGAACUGAAGAACUUUGAGGCAAAUUAUGAACUAAUUCCAAUAAUGAUUUCAAAGAUGGUCUUUAACCCACUUUUAAAUGAGCUUUGCAUGAGGUAAAACUUACACCAAAUGGGCUAGAACUGACUAUAAAGAUCCACCUUUUUGAUCAUUCUUGCUUAGUUAAAUACUUUGAGUAAAGGGAAUGUUACUUUUCUCUCAUCUUAGUAAGGAAAGACACAACUGAUUGCAGUGUUUUUGAGAAAUGGCAAUAUGUGACUUUGUUAAAUAAAAGAACACAACUGAAAGGAAUUAUGAGCAGCUAACCUGUUUUUAGAUUUAUUUUGUUUUGUUAUUUAACUAGUGUGU
Molecule: messenger RNA, 2129 nt
Organism: Polyodon spathula (Mississippi paddlefish)
Lineage: Eukaryota; Metazoa; Chordata; Actinopteri; Acipenseriformes; Polyodontidae
Gene: pex2
Product: peroxisomal biogenesis factor 2
Exons: 2
Coding region: 86-1027 (313 amino acids)
Biological process (GO): protein import into peroxisome matrix
Cellular component (GO): peroxisomal membrane
Molecular function (GO): zinc ion binding
Source: RefSeq, a predicted model, not a curated record